ACGAUUUGGAUUGAAAGAUGCAGGGUAAUGAGCUAAGCACUGGCCUCAGCAAAUCGGACACGUCGGCAUCAUUGACUGCGCCCAUAUCCAUCCGCCACCCAGUUUUUUUCCGCCAAUGUUAAAAUAAUGAUUGCUCUCAAGACUACGUAGCAUGCCCUUAAAAACCCGUUCUUUACAUUCACAUGUUCUCUGCUUCGCCAGUUUCUUGUUUGAGAAAAAAUUGAAACUUUCUUCUUUUGCAGAUGUGCUGUGAAAUUUGAUAUAUUAAAGAAGUGAGAAUAAGAAGAUGGCAAAGGGUUCGAAAUGCCAGUUCAUUUUCCUGGCUACUUUGUUAUUGGUGGAUACUAUUCAAAGUUAUUUAAUGUCUGGGACAGAUGAAAAUGGGGUGAAAACUCUUGUCUAUUUGUCACCUAAGUUUGAGCUCGGACCAGGAUCAGUGAUUAAUAAGUAUUACUAUGACAUUGAUUUCCCAAGAGGCCAUAUUGCUGUUAAGAGUUUCGAUGCUGAAGUGAUUGAUGAGGCAGGAAACUCCAUCCCACUUUAUGAAACUUAUCUCCAUCACUGGGUUGCUGUAAAUUAUUACCAACGUAGAGGUGUUGAAACGCCCAAAUACCAUAGCAGCGUUGGUUUUCAGAAGUCAAAUUACAUUUCAGCUGGGAAUAAUGGGGUCUGUGCACAAGUACUUUCCCAGUUUUUUGGCCUGGGAUCUGAGACACGAAAAACAAGCAACAAUGUACCAGAUCCUUAUGGUAUAGAAUUUGGUAACCCUGCAGUGAUACCUGCUGGUUAUGACGAGAAAUGGCUUCUCAAUGUGCACGCAAUUGAUACACGGGGUGCAGAAAAUAGGUUAGGAUGCACCGAGUGCAGGUGUGAUCUCUAUAAUGUUACUGUGGAUGAAUAUGGCCAUAACCUGGACCCAAGUUACGUUGGAGGCUUGCGAUGUUGUUAUGAUGAGACCAGAUGCAGGUUGAAAGAAGGGUUUCAAGGUGUGAAGCGAAGCCUUUACUUGAAGUACACUGUAACAUAUGUUGAUUGGCAUAGCUCCAUUGUGCCUGUUAGAGUGUAUAUAUUUGAUGUGACAGAUAGAUGGAAAAGGUCUGAUGGAAUCAGUUCAAGACAUGACUGUCUGAUUGAGUAUGAUGUCGAGUCUUGCCCAGCUGGUGUUACAAAAGGUGGUUGCGUUCAUACUAAAAGUGUAAGCAUAAUUCUGCCUGCUGGUGGCAACGUCAUCUAUGGUGUUGCACACCAGCAUACAGGAGGAGUUGGUUCAACUCUUCAUGGAGAGGAUGGAAGAGUUAUAUGCUCGUCACUUCCAAUUUAUGGAGAAGGGAAGGAACCAGGAAAUGAGGCUGGUUACAUUGUAGGGAUGUCUACGUGUUAUCCUCAACCUGGUUCUGUGAAGAUAUCCAAUGGGGAAACUCUGACUGUAAAAUCUUAUUAUAGCAGUGAACAAGGGCAUACAGGAGUCAUGGGACUUUUUUACAUAUUGGUUGCAGAUUCAGACUCGUCCGCAAAACUUAACUCUUCCCAGCAUGCUCCAGUUGGAAUACAUAAGAGAGUGUUGACGCCCGAUUUUAUCGUGGGUAUGGCGCUGCUAGGAAUUGCAGUUCUUGCUGCUGUUAUUGUUGCUUAUCAGAGAAGAAACCAAAGAGGGGAUAACUACGAACCAAUAACGAUGUGAGCUUGUCUAUCUUAAUUUUGAUGUCUGUUGUAUCACCAUCUUUAGAUGGUUUUAAGUUCUCUCGUCUCCUCCAUGUCCUCUUUGUCAACAGUGUAAACCACUUCGUAUACAUGUACUUUCUGUGGCAAUAAUAUGGCAAGAAUUUGUUUGGUUGUAACUGGCAGCCAUAUGUGUGUGUAAAA
Coffea eugenioides is the source of this 1863-nucleotide messenger RNA. RefSeq lists its product as uncharacterized. Lineage: Eukaryota; Viridiplantae; Streptophyta; Magnoliopsida; Gentianales; Rubiaceae. The transcript is spliced from 5 exons. The record is from RefSeq and is a predicted model, not a curated record. The coding region runs from base 287 to 1681 and encodes 464 amino acids.